Mytilus trossulus (common blue mussel) is the source of this 1000-nucleotide messenger RNA. Its product is annotated as protein pygopus-like. The record is from RefSeq and is a predicted model, not a curated record. The coding region runs from base 65 to 1000 and encodes 311 amino acids. The transcript is spliced from 4 exons. Gene Ontology annotation, molecular function: enzyme inhibitor activity. NCBI's taxonomy places the organism in Eukaryota, Metazoa, Mollusca, Bivalvia, Mytilida, Mytilidae.
GUGACAUCUCACGGUUUAUACUAUCUUACACGUUUUCAUGUAUAAACAUUGAGUCUUUUACAUCAUGGUGUGUAUCUAUUUCCUUAUUGUUGUAGGAUUAGUAUUUGUUUCUGGUGAGAAGCACUGUCAUAAACAAUGUUUACAUGACACAGAAUGUGACCACGGACACUACUGCAGAGUUGACUUGGAAGGGUGUCACUCGGAAUGUAUGUCUUCAAGGAAUGAUCUCCCGCCACCUGUUAUAGGUAAGCGGAAUACUGGAUGUAGCCAGGUACCAGUGUUCUGUCCACAACCUUGUAUGGUGAACAGAGGAGGAUGUACGGUGUGUGAUUGUACUGGUGGCAGAUUUUCUACUGGACAAAAUUCACCUUUUCAUGCAACAAAUUUGGGAAAUCCAGUUCAGCUGAGUCAGAUGGGUCCAAUGGCUGGUCAGGGAAAUAGUGCUAAUCAAAUGAGCCAAAUGCCAGCCCAGAGUAAUUCGGUUAACACGGGACCGGGCUCUGGUAGUCUAAAUGGACCCAAUACUCCUAAUUUCAAUCCAGGCAAUCCUGGUGGAGGUCUCCCUAAUGGUUUAAAUGGACCAAAUACAGCACCUAUACAAAAUGGACCAAAUACAGGACCUAUACAAAAUGGACCAAAUACAGGACCUAUACAAAAUGGACCAAAUACAGGACCUAUACAAAAUGGACCAAAUACAGGACCUAUACAAAAUGGACCAAAUACAGGACCUAUACAAAAUGGACCAAAUACAGGACCUAUACAAAAUGGACCAAAUACGGGACCUAUUCAAAAUGGACCAAAUACGGGACCUAUACAAAUUGGAGGAGGAAUAAAACUAGAUCAAAUUUUAAAGUCUACUCAUCCACCAUCAUCAGUUUCACAAACGUCGACGCCAGCGCCAACUACUACCAAAAUCACAUGUGCUCCUGUCAGAUGUAUAGCGCCAUGCAAUAAAGGAGUAACGAUUUCGAAAGACGGAUGUCCAACGUGCUUAUGUUAA